Molecule: messenger RNA, 757 nt
Organism: Amphimedon queenslandica
Lineage: Eukaryota; Metazoa; Porifera; Demospongiae; Haplosclerida; Niphatidae
Product: histidine--tRNA ligase, cytoplasmic-like
Exons: 7
Coding region: 193-606 (137 amino acids)
Biological process (GO): mitochondrial translation; histidyl-tRNA aminoacylation
Cellular component (GO): cytosol; mitochondrion
Molecular function (GO): RNA binding; histidine-tRNA ligase activity
Source: RefSeq, a predicted model, not a curated record
UGGUAUCGAGGGCUUUGAUUGGAGCUGGAGCAGUUAUCAUUUGAUCUAAGUCUUGCCAGAGGCCUUGACUAUUACACUGGAGUCAUUUAUGAGGCAGUACUGAUAGACAAUCCUUCCGUUGAUCCUAAAUCAAAGGAUACUCCAUCAGUUGGUUCCAUAUCUGGCGGUGGUCGCUAUGACGACCUAGUAGGAAUGUUUGACAGUAAAGGAAGAAAGGUCCCUUGUAUUGGAUUCAGUAUUGGGGUAGAGAGAAUAUUCUCAAUUUUGGAAGCAAAAGCAAAAUCUGGUGGAAUGGGUCAGGUGAGGACCAUUGAUACUCAAGUGAUGGUGGCUUCUGCCCAAAAGAACUUGUGCAGGGAGAGAAUGAAGAUAUGUACCUUGUUAUGGGAUGCAGGAAUAAAGGCUGAAAUGUCAUACAAAGUUAAUCCAAAGUUCUUAAAUCAAGUGCAGUACUGUGAGAAGGAGUUAGUGCCACUGAUGGUGAUCAUUGGGGAUCAGGAACUAGCUCAGGGAGUAGUUAAACUAAGAGAUGUUCAGACACAGGAAGAGGUUUUAAUUAGAAAGGAAGAAAUAGUUGAGGAGAUUCAGAAACGAUUGUCACUUUAAUUAUUAUUGAUAUUUAUGUAAUGUCUAUUUCUUCUUUUACUGGUGUGCUUUUGUAUACUACUAAUCAUCAUUUAGUUGUAUUGAAAUCAUGAAUAUGCUUGUAAAUGCUUGAGAAAAGAGACAAUAUAUUCUGUCACUUGACAUGAAGCUG